AUAAAAGUUCAAAAAUAUUCAAGAGUGUUAGGUUUUUAAGUUAUUAGUAAAUUUAUAAUUCAAUCAAAAGUCAAAGUUUUCAAAUGAGUGGUAGAAUGUUGAAAGGAGAUUCGUCAAUAAACUCCAAUGAAAAUGAAAACUCCACUUCUAAUCUUCCUUUGGACGCCCCUCCAACAAUCUUCUCUCCUCCAUCACCACCAUUUCCAUCUCUAAACGAUGAAGCUUCCGAUUACAUCUAUUUAACGGAAGCUUUGGCUCCCUAUAAAAAUUAUUACACUACUGAAUGGGAUGAAAUGUUCGAAAAUGUCAAAUCACCUAUAUGUGAUGAUAUCUCAAAUUAUUUCUUCAACCCUCUCAAGCCAUUGCUACCACUAGAUGUUAUCUAUCCCACAAUUCUUUCACCACUAACAAAAACACAAACCCUUCUUCUUAACCACCAUGACACACCGAUAUUGCUUGAUUCACCUCCCAGUCAAGCUAUUGUCACCCCUCCUCCACCUCAUACUCCAAUCGUUGGUGGUGAGUUUGACGACCAAGUCUUGGUCAUCAACCCUCCUUCAACUUUAUCAUCUACAACAAAUCAUGACGCUGAAAUUGAAAAAUCAACAUCAUUGACACUUGAUGCAUCUCUCAAACCGACUAAAUCUACCCGACCUAAGAAGGUUCAACGCACAUUUAAGACGAGUUCUAAAUCGGAUGCUUUAACAACACCAUUGGAAGAGUCUCAAAACACCAUUGUGAAUCCCUUAGCUUGCACCCAACAAAUGACAGCAACUUCCCAAGAUCAGACAAUGUCCCAAUUUUCAACUCUAAUAACAAAGAAGGAAUUUCUUAAGUCAGCAAUUAUCAAAGUAGAUCACAAUGAGGAUGUUGCGGAGAGAAUAAUAUCAUUUGCUAAAGAAAGAGGAUAUGUUUGCAUCUGUGGAACUGUUGGCAGCUUAUCUCUUGUUGAACUACUACAACAACAAAAAAUCGUAACUUUUGAGGGAAAUUUUAACAUUAUAAAUUUGAAAGGUUCUUUAAUUUAUCCUAAAAAUGGUGACCCUAUGAAGGGUCAACUUUCUAUUACACUUGCUGGAAAUGAUGGUAAGGUUUUUGGAGGAGUUGUGCAUGGACGCUUAAUUGCUCAAUCCACCGUUCAGAUGAGUGGUUUUGUCUCGACUUCAGUUAAAGUCAAUAAAACACAAAACAAGCAGCGAAAGGCCCAACCAUGAACUGAGCCCAACAAUCAUCACUGUGAGGAUCUUUAAUGUUGUUUUAUAAGCCCAAUUUAAAUUAUAUCAUGGAUUUGGUGUCUUACUCUUAAGUUAUGGAAGGACUUUUCUAAUAUGUACUUUUUUUAUUUUUAUCUGUCUAUUUUGUUUGAAGAAAUUUGUUACAAUUUAUGUUGUAUUUUAAA
Molecule: messenger RNA, 1399 nt
Organism: Cicer arietinum (chickpea)
Lineage: Eukaryota; Viridiplantae; Streptophyta; Magnoliopsida; Fabales; Fabaceae
Molecular function (GO): minor groove of adenine-thymine-rich DNA binding
Source: RefSeq, a predicted model, not a curated record